GCCACCAACAAACACACGGAGCGGGCUCGUAACUUUCUUUUGACGUGCUGUUAUUUCGGCUCGAUAGAAGUUUAACGAUAUCUUCAUCGUCACCUUGAAACACCGAAACUACUGCUGCUAAGAGGCCAAGACUAGAUCUUAAAAAUGAAGGGAAAAGUUGUAGCACUGCUGGUCUUCCUGAACCUGUGCUGGUUGCUGAUUGGUGGAGGUGUGUUCAGUGCGCUGGAGUGGCAGAAUGAGUCUGCCCAGAGGGUGAACUAUGAAGACUACCGCAGCCGUCUGCUACGAAACUUCUCUUGUCUGACGGAAGAGGAGGUGGCCAAUUUCAUCACGGCAGUAGUGACGGCAACCAAUGCAGGUCUGACUCUGGACAACUCCACUGCUGCUGACACCAGUAACUGGGACUUUGGGAACUCUUUUUUCUUCUCUUCAACAGUCGUCACAACAAUAGGUUAUGGUCACAUCUCCCCAUCUACCCGUGGAGGCCAGGCUUUCCUGAUCCCGUAUGCUUUAAUCGGCAUCCCUCUGUGUGGUCUGAUGUUGAACGGUAUUGGAGAGAACAUUGGGGGCUACGUCACAAAGAAGAAGGAACAGUGGGCUAAGAAACGCUGGUCCAAGAAAGUAAGCGAGAGGACGGCUGAAGUGCUGGUGAUGCUGAUCCUCUUCCUCAUGUUCCUGGUGUUCCUGGUCUUCAUCCCUUCUGCCAUCUUCCUGGCCCUGGAGGGCUGGUCCUACCGCAUCAGCAUCUACUACUCGUUUGUCACCCUCACCACCAUCGGGUUUGGCGACUAUGUACCAGGUCAAAACUCUGACCAGCGUGUGGUGUACCGCCUGGCCAUUCUCUGCUGGUUCAUGAUCGGUCUUGCAUGGAUGGCCGUCAUCCUGAACCAAGUCUCCACCUUCCUGACCGAAGUCGGCGUGAAGGCACAGACUGCACGAGACGAGAGGAGGAAGAAGAAGGAUGGAGACACGGGGGAGGGGGAGGACAACAAGGCCGCAGAGGAUGUGGAAAACUCGGAAUCAACAAAAUCAGUGAAACAGUCAAAUGUUGAGCUUAGAAGUAUGACUCCAAUAGAAUCAUGAAAUGCCAACAUGGCAACAGAGAUUGUGUUAGGGGACGGGAGAAUGCAACAUGACCAUGGAAAAUGCUAGAAGAGCUGACUUUUGCAAACAUCUUAACUUUGAAUGUGGCACGUAAAAUAUAAUGUCUGGAGAGACAGACAAUAUUGUUAAAGAUAGAAGAUAUUUCAGAAUGAAAGACUAUUCAAAAAGAAUAUACAACAAACAUGGAUUG
Molecule: messenger RNA, 1294 nt
Organism: Branchiostoma belcheri (Belcher's lancelet)
Lineage: Eukaryota; Metazoa; Chordata; Leptocardii; Amphioxiformes; Branchiostomatidae
Product: potassium channel subfamily K member 2-like
Exons: 6
Coding region: 145-1083 (312 amino acids)
Biological process (GO): stabilization of membrane potential; potassium ion transmembrane transport
Cellular component (GO): membrane
Molecular function (GO): potassium ion leak channel activity
Source: RefSeq, a predicted model, not a curated record